Triticum dicoccoides is the source of this 1294-nucleotide messenger RNA. RefSeq names its product gibberellin 2-beta-dioxygenase 3-like. Bases 1 to 1095 code for a protein of 364 amino acids. The transcript is spliced from 2 exons. Lineage: Eukaryota; Viridiplantae; Streptophyta; Magnoliopsida; Poales; Poaceae. The record is from RefSeq and is a predicted model, not a curated record.
AUGGUGGCCAUCACGGUGCCCAUCUCGGUGGACGCGAUCCCUCUUGUGAAAUGCGCGCAUGCGGCGGCGGCGGCGGUGCCGAGCGUCGACCUGUCGGCGCCGGGCGCUGCGGCGGCCGUCGCGGACGCAUGCCGCGGCGUGGGCUUCUUCAAGGCGACCAACCACGGCGUGCCGGCCGCCCUCACGGACGCGCUGGAGGCCCGCGCCGCGGCCUUCUUCGCGCUGCCACACAAGGACAAGCUGGAGGCGUCGGCGCGGCCCUUGGGCUACGGCAGCAAGAGCAUCGGCUGCAACGGCGACGUGGGCUGGCUCGAGUACAUCCUGCUCUCCGUCGGGUCCGGCUCCGUCGCCGCCGCCUCCCUGCCGCCGUCGCUCCGGGCGGCGCUCGAGGAGUACACGGACGCGGUGCGCGAGGUGGGAGCGCGGGUGCUGGAGCUCAUGGCGGAUGGGCUCGGCAUCGCGGAGGAGCGCCGCGGCGUGCUGCGACGGAUGGUGGUGGCGCCGGCGGGAGACAAGGGCGGGGCAGACGAGCUGGUGCGCGUGAACCAUUACCCGCCGUGCCCCUGCCCCCUGGCGGCGGGGCAGCGCGGCGUGACGGGGUUCGGGGAGCACACGGACCCGCAGAUCAUCUCCGUGCUCCGGUCCAACCGCACCGGGGGCCUCCAGAUCAUGCUCCCGGAAGGCCGCUGGGUCCCCGUGGCCCCCGACCCCGAUUCCCUCUUCAUCAAUGUCGGGGACUCCCUCCAGGUGCUGACGAACGGGCGGUUCCGGAGCGUGAAGCACCGGGUGGUUGCGCCGGCGGAGGGGCAGCAGUCGCGGCUGUCGGUGAUCUACUUCGGCGGGCCGGCGCCGACGCAGCGGAUCGCGCCGCUGCCGGAGCUGAUGCGGGAAGGGGAGCAGAGCCUGUACAGGGAGUUCACCUGGGCCGAGUACAAGAAGGCCGCCUACAAGUCCCGCCUCGGCGACCACCGCCUCGGCCCCUUCGAGCUCCCCGCCGCCGUCACCCAAGAGGCAACCAAGGCCGACCAUCACUGCAGCAGCAACGCAGUUCAGCCGCCGGCGCCGGCGCCCCCUCACGUGGCACGAGUGCACUAGCUUAGCUUGGCUCCCCGUACGUACUCCUAGUAGUAGUGAUUUUCUUUUCUUCUUGUUUAAUUAAUGUAAAUCUAUCCGCCCAGACAUAGUAGUAGUACGUGGUAACUAAAAAUGGUGGUAAUAUCACUCUUGGGCAGCCCAAACUGGCAUGGCACCGAACUGUCACACCCGCCGAGAAAGAAAGGCGGCCUUUGUAACU